AUGUCCCCCGCCGGCCCCAAAUCGCAGCGCGGAAGGGCAAGCGAACGAGCCGCUUCGACGACGUGUCUGACUGUGUGGAAUCACGGCGGGGCGGGGGAGCGAUGGAGCAGCCCCAGCCCAGCCCCCGCGGCCGCGGCCCGGGAUUGGCCGUCCAAAUCCCCCGGCUCCCGGCCCUUUAAUCCGCCCACCCAACCGGGUCUCCAUCCGCGCGCCUUGGCUCCGCCUUCCCUGCACUCCGCAGCGGCCAAAGCAGCAGCAUGCCUCGGCAGUAGCACGGGCAGGCAGCAGCUGUCGGGGGCGUCGAGCAGGACUGCAGGAGGUUGCCCGGGGCGCGCCAUGACCUCGCCGCUGCGCUCCCACCUGUGGCUCCUGCUGCUGGGCUGGGCUCUGGCUGGCGGCGGCGGUGGCGCGGCACCGAAGCGCAAGCCUGCCUUCCGGGGCCACGUCCCCGAGAACUGGCCGGCGGGCAGCCGGGUGGCCGGCCUGAGCAUCCCGCUGACCCGCCUGGGGCCGGAGCCGUGGUGCGCCAAGGUGCAAGGGCGGCGCUGGCACCUGCAGCUGCUGGGCGAGGGGCACGCGCACUUCCAGGUGGCCCUGCACGCGCGCUCGGGCCAGGUGUGGCUGCGCACCACGCGGCCCCUGGACCGCGAGGCGCGCGCCCUCUACGCCCUGCGCCUGGCCCUCUGCUGCAAGCGCUGCUCGCCUUCGGGCCGGAGCGCGCCCUCCGAGCUGGCCACCGUCGCCGUCGCCGUGCUGGACGCCAACGACAACGCGCCCCGCUUCGUGCCCCGGCCCGGCAGCGGCCCGGCGGUGACGCGGCUCCGCGUGGCGGAGACCCUGGCGCUGCGGGCGCAAGUGUGGCAGGCGCUGGCGCAGGACUCGGACGCCGGCGCCAACGCCGAGCUGCGCUACUUCGCGCGCCCGGGCAGCGCCCACUUCUUCGUGGUGCCCCGCAGUGGGCGCGUGGUGCUGGUGCGCUCGCUCCUCAACGUCCGCGCGCCCAUCCCGCUGCGCCUCUUCGCCCGCGACCGCGGCCAGCCCGCGCUCCUCAGCGCCCCGCUCGACCUCGAGGUCCUGCCCGAGCCCGUCGAGCUGCCCCUCGGCCGUAGUAAUAGCAGCAGCAGCAGCCGCCGCCGCCGCCGCCGCGGGCGCAGCGCGCGCGCCCUCCUCCGGCCCGAGCCGCCGCUCGCACUGGCGCUGCCCGAGGACGCCCGCCCGGGGACCCUCCUGGCCUCGCUGGGACCCGCGGCCCGCUUCGCCUCCGCCCGCUUCGAGCUGGUCUCGCCUCCGCCCGACGACGCCCCCGUGCGGCUGGACAGGGACACCGGCGAGGUCACCUUAGCCAGGAGCCUCGACAGGGAGGCGGUGGCCAGGUGGGAGAUCAUCUGCCGAGUCCAGGAGCGAGCAGGAAAGAAUUGGUACCUGGUGCAUUUAGAACUUACAGUGACUGAUGUAAACGACAAUGUCCCUGAGUGGACAAUGGAACCUUUCCCAUAUUUGGCCACCGUUUCUCCCAAAGCUUCUGCUGGCACUAAAGUGUACAAGCUUUCUGCUAAAGAUCAAGACGCAGAGGAAAAUGGAGCUGUGGAAUAUUUUCUUGAGGAAGGUGGAGAAGAUCGAUUUGAAGUUGAAAGGGACACUGGCUGGGUCAAAACAACAGGCUUGCCUCUGGUGAAGGAGAGGGAGUAUUUACUAACAGUUGUAGCAGCUGACAAACCUGGCCGGCGAGGCUCUCCUGCCUCCAUUUUCGUGGCUGCUGGCCGUCGACCACCACAGUUUGCCAACACUUCCUAUGCUGUUUAUGUUCCUGAAAACACGCCGCAGGGGAAAUCGUUUUUGACAGUGUCUGCUUUGUCACAUCAAAACAAGUCCCUGAGUUACAGCCUCAUAACUAACCCACAUGGCCUCUUCGGCAUUAACCAGGCAACAGGGGACAUAUACUUCAGUCGAAAUAUGGAUUACGAGAGUGACCAACACCAGUACCUCCUUCUGGUUCAAGCAAGGGAGAACCAAGGACAGCUCAGCAGCACAGUGGAGGUUUGGGUAGUAAUCACAGAUGUGAAUGAUUGUGCCCCAGAAUUCCAGCAGUCCAUCUAUACCAAAGACAACGUCCCUGAAACAGUGACCGUAACAUCCGCACUUCUACAAGUGUCAAGCAGUGACUGCGAUUUUGAAGAAAAUGCAGAAAUAUCAUAUUACACUUUGAGCCCUGAUUUCAGCAUCUCUACUCAUGGCACCAUCUUCCCAGCAACACAGUUGGACUAUGAGCGGCCUAAUCACCUUUACGAGUUUGUAAUUAUGGCUGUAGAUAAAGGAGACCCUCCAAGAACUGGGACAGCCACGGUCAGGAUCCGUGUCUCAAAUGUCAAUGAUGAAGUGCCCAAGUUUUCACAACCCAUCUACAGGAGUUUCGUUUCUGAAGAUGCAGGUCCCAACACACUGAUUGCCACAGUUCAUGCUAUAGAUCCUGAUGGAGAUGGUGUUUCUUACAGCAUUACUGGAGGGAAUCAAAAGGGAAACUUUGUUAUUGACUCUCAGAAAGGGUUAAUUCGCCUGCGCUCAAACCCACUUCCUAAGCUUCAAGGGCCUGAGUAUGUCCUUAAUGUUACGGCUACAGAUGACAAUGCCUCUGGUGGACCCCACUCUCUUACAAGUACUGCUCAGGUCGUUGUACACGUUGAUGAUGUCAACAAUAACAAGCCUAUAUUUCAGAAGUGUCAGUAUUACCGCGAACAUGCAUCUGUGCUGGAGAAUCAGCCCGUGGGAACAUUUGUCUUGCAAGUUGAAGCAACAGAUGAAGAUGAAGCAGCCAAUGGCCGAGUGAAAUAUGGCUUGAUGCACAGGGAUGGUGCCCUUCCUGCGUUCAACAUUCACCCUGACACAGGUGUCUUGACAACGCUUCAAAUAUUUGAUCGAGAGAAGCAGAGAGAGCAUCCUAUCACUGUGACAGCAACGGACCAGGCUGCAGAGCCUCUCAUUGGGAUCUGCCAGAUCAAUGUCGCCAUCUUGGAUGUCAAUGAUAACAGCCCUAGAUUUGAAAACUCCUACUAUGAAUACUUCCUGAGAGAAGACACAAAUGUUGGGACUAGCUUCCUUCGAGUGGCCGCCCAUGACGACGACUAUGGUUCAAACGCCUCUGUUACGUAUUCUGCAGCUGGUGGGAAAACAAGAUAUUUCCAAGUCAACCCUACCACGGGUUGGGUUUACGUCAGUCAACCUAUGAUGCAGAAGUCCUUUAUAACUGAAGAAAUCAUAGCGAUGGAUGGAGGGAACAGGAGUACUAAGGUUGAACUUAGAGUAACUGUCACUAGUGCAAAAAACCAGCCACCUCAGUGGGAAAGAGACAGUUAUGAAGUUGUCAUCCCAGAGAAUACAACAAGAGAUACUUCCAUUGUGACAAUUAAAGCAACAUCCCCCCUUGGCGAUCCACGUAUAACUUAUAAUCUAGAAGAGGGACUUGUUCCAGAGACCAACAUGCCAAUCCGAUUCUACUUGACUCCAAACAGAGAUGAUGGUUCUGCAUCCAUCCUCAUCGCCGAGCCUUUGGAUUAUGAAACCACCAAGACCUUUUUGCUGAGGAUUCGGGCCCAGAAUGUUGCUGCGGUGCCCCUAGCGGCCUUUGCCAUUGUCUAUGUGAAUGUGACAGAUGUCAACGACAAUGUUCCUUUCUUCACCUCAUCCAUCUAUGAAGCUUCUGUAACAGAAGGAGCAGAGAUUGGGACUUUGGUUCUCCAGGUUUCUGCCACUGAUCUAGACCUUGGUCGGAAUGGUGAGAUCACUUAUUCUCUGCUACCUGACCGCAGCGGGGACUAUACAUUUUUCCACUUGGACUCGAAAACGGGUUCAAUCUAUACUGCCUCUGUGUUUGAUAGGGAAAAGAAAGCAUCAUACCUCUUAGAAGUCAAAUCAACUGAUGGCUCUGAAUCUGCUCGUCCAGGAAAGCAUGGACAACCAAAUUCUGACACAGCCUACGUGCGCAUUUUUAUCAGCGACGUGAACGACAACAAGCCCAUCUUCACCAAGAGUGUCUAUGAAAUUAAUGUGGAUGAAGACCGAGAUGUGGGAUCAACCGUUGUUACCGUCAGCGCUAAUGAUGAAGAUGAAGGAGCCAAUGCAAAAUUAAGAUACCAGAUAACAGCUGGAAACACUGGAGGGGCGUUUGAUGUUGAGCCCGAAACGGGAGUCGUCUUCAUUGCACAGCCACUGGAUUAUGAAGAGGCCCAGCUUUAUGAACUGCAUCUGUUGGCUUCUGAUGGAAAAUGGGAGGAUUACGCUAUCGUCCUCAUCAGUGUUGUGAAUAAAAAUGACGAGGCUCCCGUUUUUGCUCUCAAUGAAUAUUAUGGAAGUGUUAUUGAGGAACUUGAUGGCCUUCCAGUCUUUGUUCUGCAGGUUGUAGCAAAUGAUCCUGAUAGCAGCAUGGAUGGAGGAGAUUUAAGAUACUCCUUGCACGGACAUGGUGCGGAUGAUGUCUUCGCAAUAGAUGAGAACACGGGCAGCAUUUAUUCCCAGAAGGUGCUGGAUCGGGAAGAACGAGCCUUUUGGAGAUUUGUUGUGUUGGCAACUGAUGAAGGAGGGGAAGGUCUUACUGGAUUUGCGGACGUGAUUAUAAACGUAUGGGAUAUAAAUGAUAACACCCCAGUGUUCACCUGUAUGCCCAAUGAUUGCAAUGGGAGUGUCUUCGAAAAUUCUCCCGGCGACACGUUCAUCAUGGAGAUGACAGCUGUAGACUCAGAUGACCCCAAUGUGGGCCUCAAUGCCAUUUUGACUUACCAUAUAAUCGAGAAUGUGAAAAACGAGUUUGAUAUGGACUUGUUCAAAAUCAAUCCCACCACUGGCAACAUCUAUGUAGCAGGAGGAAUGUUGGACAGAGAGGAGAUGGACAUAUAUUUCCUUACUGUGGAAGCAAAAGAUGGCGGAGGAUUGACAGGAACAGGUACUGCCACCAUCUGGGUUGCCGAUGUAAAUGAUCACAUCCCUAGUUUCACACGUGAACUUUGCCAUGCCAUAAUUCCCGAAACUAGUGCAGUCAACUCAGAGGUUCUGGAAGUGUUGGCAGCCGAUGAGGACAGUGGAGAAAAUGCUCAGUUAACGUUCAGCAUUAUUGGGGGAGAUUUGGGACAGAAGUUUUACAUUGAAAACCAAGAUGGUCAACAUGCCACGAUCAAGCUGAAAAAACCCUUGGAUUAUGAACAAAUUCAUGAAAGGCAGUUCAACCUUACAAUCAAGGUGGAAGACUUAGAUUUUUCCAGUGUUGCCUCUUGCUUGAUCGAAGUGGAAGAUCGCAAUGACCACAGCCCUGUUUUCAGUUCACAGUUUGUCCAGUUGAGCCCUUUCUUUGAAAACAUACCUGUGGGUACUACCAUCAUCACUGUCACAGCUGUUGAUGAGGAUUCUGGUUUGAAUGGGGACAUUGAGUACUCCAUCCAGUUAGAGUCGGAUCCCUCUGAGCAGUUUGCAGUAGACCAAGAUGGUCAUGUGACGGUGGCAAAAGAGCUGGACCGGGAGGUUAUUCAGGAGUAUGCUCUAGUCAUACAGGCUUCUGAUCAAGGCCUUCCUGCCCAAACAGGAAGUGUUACAAUAUUGAUUGACUUGCUAGAUGUCAACGACAACGGACCAAGGUUUGAGGCACUGUACACGCCUGUGGUCUGGGAAAAUACACCAGGACCUCAACUGGUUUAUAUGAAUCCUACAUCUAGCCUACUUUGGGCUUUUGAUCCAGACAGCGAUGGGAACGGUCCUCCUUUUUUGUUUUUCUUUCCACCCGAUUAUCAGAACACUUUAGAUUUUUCUCUUACUGAUAAUGGAAAUAAUACUGCAACGAUUACUGCUCUGAGGUCUUUUGACAGAGAGAAGCAGAAGGCAUUUCAUCUACCCAUAAUUAUAACGGAUAGCGGGAACCCACCUAUGAGUUCUACCAACAUCUUGACUAUAACGAUUGGUGAUGAAAAUGAUAACAGUCAUGAAGCUGGCCAUAAGGAAAUCUACGUUUACACACACCGAGGAAAAUGGUCAACAACGGUGCUUGGGGAAGUGUUUGCACCAGAUCAGGAUGACUGGGACAAUAAAACAUUUGUCUCGGAAGGAAAGAUUCACAAAUCUUUCAGACUGAAUCAAAGGACUGGUUCUCUGAUCAUGGUGGAUGAUGCUCCCCAGGGGAUAUAUGAGUUAAAAAUCAGGGUGUCAGACGGAAUCUGGCCUGAUGUUGUAGCAUCUGUGCAAAUACAUGUCAAAGAGAUAGAAAACGAAGCCAUUCGAAAUUCAGCCACUGUGCGCCUGGCAGACAUGACUGCAGAGGAGUUCGUAAGGAAAGAUGAGCCUGAAGAAAGCAGGCACGACAAAUUUAAAGACCUGCUCGCUGGAAUCCUCUCGGUCCUUCCUGAUGAUGUCAUUGUUUUCAGCGUGACGAAUGUUGAUGGGAAACAGACAGACGUGAGAUUUGCAGUUCAGAAUGGCUCUUCCUAUUACAGGCCAGAGAAAUUGCAGGGGCAGAUAGCUGCCUUUAAAAAUAAGAUCCAGUUGGCUUUAGGAGUCAAUGUUUCUCAGGUUGAUGUGGAUGAAUGCCGCAGGAUGGAUUGCAGCGGCAGCAGCGGCUGCACAAACUACAUCACGGUGAGUGACAUCCCCACAGUGAUGGACACAGGAAGUGUCUCGCUUGUCUCCAUAACAACCAGCGUCAGCGCCGUCUGCACGUGUGCAGCUAGAGACAGAGUUCAUCGGUCAUGUAGCUCCUACUCCCACAACCCAUGUUUCAAUGGAGGGACUUGCAUUGACAUGCUGAAUGGUUACAGAUGUCGGUGUUCUGCUUCAUUUCAUGGACCUGAUUGUCAGCAGACGAAACACAGUUUCCAUGGAAAUGGCUAUGCAUGGUUCCGUCCCAUCAGGCCUUGUUUUGAGAGUUCCCUCUCUCUCGAGUUCAUUACUGAUGUUCCAGAUGGGCUUUUGCUAUACAACGGUCCUUUGUCAGAUUCAGAUCUCAGGAAUUCGGAAAAUUUCAUUGCAAUAGAACUUUCUCGUGGCAUUCCGGUGCUGAAAAUAAGCCAUGGCUUGGGCACUGUGGAGUUGCAUUUACCCAGUUAUGUGAACGUGACGGACCAAAGGUGGCAUCGGCUUGAAAUGAGAAGCAGCAAGCAGGACGUUCGAUUCAUUUUGGACCAGUGCAAAGCUGCAAUUGUGUCGGAGAUAGAAGGAGUUGGGAAGUGGCUGUCCACUGAAGACAGAACGAACUGCGAAGUCAUGGGUUUUGUUCCACAAGCGAGAAGGUACUUGAACAUGAAUCAAGUUCUCCAGUUGGGUGGUGUGAAAGAUUCGAUUCCUUAUUCAUACCCACAGCUGCAACAUAAGCACUUCACUGGCUGCAUUCGCAAUCUCAUUGUGGACACUCAGGUGUAUGACCUUGAAUCUCCAGCAGAGUCGCUGAACAGCUCUCCUGGCUGCGCCUUGGCAGACAGCAGCUGUGAGAAGAUGGGCUCUUCUCCCUGUGGGGGUCAUGGACAGUGCCUUGGCGAGCCAGCCUCCUUCGCUUGCCAUUGCUUGCCAGGCUACUAUGGCUAUAAAUGUGACAAAGCUGCUGAAGAAUCCUCCUUUGGGCCAGAGAGCUACAUCCGUUAUCAGCUUCCUGUCGCUAUACCUGCUCGCAGAACAUUGGUGGAGGCAAUGAUAAGGACGCGGCAGCCCAGCGGUAUCAUCCUGAAUAUGUCUUCCCGUAACAAGGAUGAACACAUCACCCUGCAGGUGGUCCAGGGGUUACUAGCGGUUUCUUACAACCUGGGAGAUGGAGCACUUGCUGUUGUUCUUCCCUCCUACCAAAUUGAUAACGGCGAGUGGCAUCAUGUCUCCCUGGAGAGAAAUGAGAAUGAGUUCAUUCUUCGCCUGGAUGAAGGAGGUGGGAAGAGAGAGAUCCACAAGGCAGCUGGCACCUACAAAGAGAUCAUCAUUGACCCCCACAGCUUGGUGGUUGGCAACAUAUACCCUGCCAAUCAAACCCACGGUUUCCAAGGAUGCAUGAAGGAUGUCAGAUUCAAUAACUACGGGCUACCUCUAGAUCCUCACCCUAAGGAGCUGGUGUUGAGUGCCCAAGGAGUGAAAAAAGGCUGCCUUUCAGAAGCUUGCAAGAGCAAUCCCUGCAGCCAGCAGUUUAUAUGCAUUGACUUGUGGAUGAUGCACGAGUGCAGUUGCCCUCCAGGACACAUGUUGGUGGAGAAUGCCACAGGCCGACACUGCCUGUACACGGCAUGCGCUCAAAGACCCUGCAACUUUGGCACUUGCAUCUCCCAGUCUGCAAGCAAAUUCCGAUGCCACUGUCCUGACGGCUAUGCUGGCCGUAACUGUGAAAUCACGCUGGCCAUCUUCCACAAGGAUGCUGGGCUGAGCUUCAGCUCUAUGUUUGCCAUCUGCAUUUGUUUUUUGGCCCUUCUAGUUCUGUUCAGUGGUGUUUUCUUGUGGACUCGGUGGAAGAGCCGUAAAAGUAUGGAUGGAGGCAUCUACCAUGUCACCACCUGUCAUGAUGACCUGGAGGACAUCAGGGAGAACAUCCUAAACUAUAAUGAAGAAGGUGGUGGGGAGCAGGAUCAGGAUGCAUAUAACAUGGCAGAGCUGCAGAUGUCUCUCCAAACCAGCCCAGCCUACUCUCUCUACAAGAAGAAAGGGAAACGGACAGAGCUGCAAAGUCCUGUGAGCUGCGACUUCCCCCUCAGCCCCAAGGAGCCCCUGGAAGCCGCUGUGGGUGCUGGAAGGGGCUCCUCCUCCUUCUCAAGUUUAGAUUUCGGAUGCUACCUUUCUGGCGUGGUCAGAAAUGUUGAUCAGCAGCACCAUGCUUUGCCGUGUGAUUCUUUGCAAGUGUUCUACACUGAAGGAGAGUGUUCAGAAGCCAGCAGUCUAAGUUCUCUUGGCUCUUGUGGCUGGGAUGAAGAUACGGUGUAUGGAGAUAUUAAAGAUUGGGGGCCAAAAUUUGAAAAACUAAGUGAACUUUAUUCGCAUGCAGAGCCUGAUGAUAUCUAGGCAACUGAAUCAAUCUUUGCAUUAUGCUAGACAGACUCUUGACUUUAAAAUAAAAAAGGUGAUUUGAGAAAGUUGAAGUCAAAUACCCACCCACCCAAGGUAGAUGUUGGACUUGAUGCCAGAUACCCAACAAAGGGCUUUGACUGUGCAAACAGCCAAUCCAAGGUGAAAAAUGGGAUUGAAAACUACUGACACCUGCCUUGGAAUCCAGGAAGAAAAGGGCAGAGAGGAGACUGGAUUUGAAGUUGACCUUAUAAUUGUUGCAGGAAGAUUAAGAAGAAGAAAACACAACACAUCCUCUGCAUUGGUGGUGACAGAGGAUGCCUUUUCCAUAGGGUGUUUUUUUCUGCGCGUAUAUAAGGAACUGGAGGGAAAAUUCAGCACUAGGUAAACUGUAUUCAUCUUGGGACUCUGCAAGGACCUGUUGCCAUGGCUUGUAUUAUUUAUGCUGCUGCUACUGCAAUAAGUUGUGAAAUUUUUAGUGUACAAUUUUUAUCACUGUGCUACUGCAUUGGAACGAAGCUUUCUCCUGAACUUCAAAGGCCCGUGCUAUGCUUCUUCUGAUGUCAGAACCUGGCCUUGGUGUGGGUUUUUCUCAUAAAAAAGAAACCUGGCUAAAAUCACCCCAUGUCCUUCCCCAGCUCAAGAGGGAACAAGAUCUUGUAUCUGGGCACAAGAUUCUGAAAUCCAUUGCUUGCCAUGUUUACCACUCAGCCCAAAUCAGCUGUUUUGCCACUGAAAUGGUCCAAGCCAGAAAUAUCUGCUAGGAGUUGCUUUUCUGUAUGUCAGUCGAAAGAUGCCAAAAUAAGAAAGAUUCCAAACAACCAAACAUCCAUAUUUGUGCAGUCCUGUGUUGGCAGGAGAUUAAUCAUCUGGUCGAUCACCAACAGGGCUCACUGUAGACUUGUGUUCCUGUGUUUUGCAUUGCUCCAGCCAGCUGUUGCCUAGAUCUCUCUGCUCUUGAUCUCCCCAUGCAAAGGGGCCACACUCCCCCGCCACCAAGAUUUCAGAAGUUCCCCUUCUCUAGUAAUCCUCAAUGACUGGUUAACACAGGUGCAUUAUAUGGACAAAAGUAGUGGUUUAUCUUCAGUAAUGGCAUUUUUUUAAAAAAGAUGCACACAUUGAGAUAUAUAUUUAUUUAUUUGUUAGAUUUAUAUACCACCUUUCAUCCGAAGUCCCCAAGGCUGCUUUCAGGCAUCAUAAAACAUCCGGCAAAUAUAAAAUAGAAUAAUAAGUCCUCAAAAAGCUGUAGCAGUUGGAACAGGCAGGGGUGUAGCAAGGUUGGAGGGGGCCCUGGGACAAAAAGUAAAGAUGCCCUCUGUCCACUCCCUGCCAAAAAUAUGCCCUCCGUAACUUUGCUGCAGAAGAACCGUAAGGACAUGGAGAAAAACCAUUCUCGGCAUACCCUUUCUCUCCUCCCCAUUCAGAUCAUAUCACAUAUUCCCCACCACCACCCCACCCACCCAGACUUUCUUCCACAUACUUGCACGUGGGAAUUUCCUGGCUCAGAAACAGGUUUUUUUAAAAUCACAUUGUAUUUACCUGAAUCCGAGACUAGGUCUCUCCCCCCCCCCGCCCAAGUUCUUUGAUGGUAGAAAUCAGGGAGUUGUCUUAAAUACAGAGUCCAGUUCCUUUUGGGUAAAUAUGGAUAUAGCAUGUAUUUCACCUCUGACUCUGGUGGUGGAGGAGAGUGGUCUUUAAAUUCAGAGUCCUCUUCUCUUCGGGUAAAUUUGGUAUAUACCUUGGCUUGAAGCCAAGAUGAAUUCCCCUCUCAGGAGCCCCGCAGUAUGCUGGGAAAUCAGGGAGGUGGGAAGGGAGAAGUGAACUGUGAGCUGUUGCUCAGCCUGUGAGGUCUCUGUCCCUUCAGAGACCCAGGGACAUUUGUCUGCCCUUGCUCCAUUCUGCCUACGCCUCUGAUGGAGGCGGCAAUGGUGACGUUUUGCCUUCUCAUUUCCACCACCACCUCUGGUCGUUGGUGACUCUGUAGCCCUUCGGAAGGGCUUUAGAGAGGGCGGGGCUAGUAAAUCUUGAAACAUUGUUUGCAUUCCAUAUAUUUAACCCAGGUGCAACGGAAACCCCGCCUUUCCUGAAACCUUGAGAUGCUGAAGUUGAUUAAGCAUCUUAGCUGUCCAUUUACAAGCUACAAACUGCUGGUUUGGCCAUUUGGGGCUGACUUCACACAAGCAGUAUAAUGAGUUUGGGGUGGAUUGGUUAGAAUAGUUUGUACCAUUGCAGAUGACAGGGAGGGUCAUUGCUGGAUGUUCUCUUUUAAAAACCAAACAAAAAAAUGCUACAGUAGAAAGGUAGCAGCCACCUAAUGGUGCAGUGGGGAAAUGACUUGACUAGCAACCUAGAGGUUGCCGGUUCGAAUUCCUGCUGGUAUGUUGGUGGACUAUGGGAAACACCAAUAUCAGGCAGCAGCAAUAUAGGAAGAUGCUGAAAGGCAUCAUCUCAUACUGUGCGGGAGGAGGCAAUGGUCAACCCCUCCUACCAAAGACAACCACAGGGCUCUGUGGUUGCCAGGAGUCGACACCGACUCGACGGCACGCUUCACCUUUUACCUUUAGAAAGGUAGCAGAGCAGAUAGCUGUUUUAACCCUUUCUUCCUAUAAUGCUAGGGUUUUUUUUUUAAUUAGCAGGGAGCUUUUUAUGUGUGAGUAUGGUCCUGUCAUGGCUUAAAUAGCCACUGCCAGCACUCAAGCCCGAUUCAGACAUUAUGCUUGUGGAGUGUACAGAUGUCUGAACACUCAUACAUGUGUUUGUGUGAAUGACGGUACCGGGCUCAUUUUAAAAGUGAACCUGGAUGCAGGCCCUUCAAAUGCAUGGUACAGAUAGUUUAAACAAAGGUUUACUGAAACAUAAGUAUAAAUUUUGGAGUGGGGAGGGGGGAAUCCUUUCAGCAACAUUGCAAUUACUGUACAACACAGAGCAAUAGCACUUCUUAUUUCUAUUUCUUUAUAUGUUGCUACUUUGUAACACCUCUCCCAUAUCUGCAUAAGCCUGACUGACUUAUACAAAUAUGACGAAUAUUUAUAUACCCCUUCCCCAUAAAAGGUCCCAAAGCGGUUUACAUAGAUAUAAAUAAACAUAUAAAUACAUAAACUGGCCCCCUGUCCACCAAAGGGCUCACAAUCUAAAAAAGACGCAUAAGAUAGACAACAGCAACAGCCACUGGAGGGAUGCCGUGCUGGGGCCGGAGAGGGCCAGUUGCUCUCCCCCUGCUAAAUAAAGAGAAUCGCCACUUUUAAAAGCUACCUCUUUCCUCAGCUAGCAGGGGAUUACCUAUACAGAUUCUAACAGGGACUUCUGUGCAGGGACUAUUCUUCUCUGGCAACCAACUUUGUACCUUGUUCCAUCUUUAAACCAUUCAAUCAUAAGAACAUAGGACUACUUUGAAUCAUUUCCCUUUGUGAUUUAAAAGCUGAUAGGAGAGGAGAGCUGGUCUUGUGGAAGCAAGCAUGAUUUGUCCUCUUAGCUAAGCAGGGUCUGCCCUGGUUGCAUAUGAAUGGGAGACUAGAUGUGUGAGCACUGUCAGAGAUUCCCCUCAGGGGAUGGAGCUGCUCUGGGAAGAGCAUCUAGGUUCCAAGUUCCCUCCCUGGCAGCAUCUCCAAGAGAAGGCUGAGAGAGAUUCCUGCCCGCAACCAUGGAGAAGCCACUGCCAGUCUGUGAAGGCAAUACUGAGCUAGAUAGACCAAUGGUCUGACUCAGUAUAUGGCAGCUUCCUAUGUUCCUAUGUUAACUUUUUAAAAAGCAAACUUUUGAACAGAAAAACACUCUCUCGCACCCUUCCACCCCACUCUAUAUUGACCUUUUUGUCACGGUGCAUUUAAGAACAGGAUAUCGCCGCCAAUCUGCUGUGGCACAGUCUGCUCUGUUUUGACACUUUGCCACCUUAUUCCGCUUCUUGUGCAGACAAGCCUUCACCUAGAAUCGGAAACGCCACAAUAUUCCUGCAAUUGGGGUUGCUUUAAUGCAACAAUCAAUUACCGCCUUGAGAUUGUUUUAAUGAAUGGCAGUAUAAAAAUUUAACGAUAAACAAAAUAAUAUGCUUGGAUCACUUAAUUCCCCCAAUCCCAGUUUUUCUUUUCAAAAGGAGCCUUGUGUUUCCAAACUCUUAGAAAUGUAUAGAAACCACAGACUUUCAACAAGCUUUUUUGUUCUUCCUGACAUGAGCUGUAGAAUCAUCUGACGAGCCAUCUCUACAAAUAUCAUCCCAGCACUAGUCAUCCUGGCUUCUGCAAAAAUAGGAAUUCUCUGGCAGGGGAUAAAAAUCAUUCCAAAGCCAUUUGGGACAAAUCCCUCCAUUAGGAACAAUGGUUUUAAGGUAUGAUUUGCUGUAUGUUGAUCCACAUUUUCCAUCCCCCCCCCUUGACUAGCUCAAAUGCCAAUGUGCUGUAUUUUUACUAAUAGCUACUAAUAUCUGAAAUGAAGAAAAUACUCUA
Messenger RNA from Hemicordylus capensis (graceful crag lizard), 13439 nucleotides. Its product is annotated as neural-cadherin-like. The record is from RefSeq and is a predicted model, not a curated record. Lineage: Eukaryota; Metazoa; Chordata; Lepidosauria; Squamata; Cordylidae. Gene Ontology annotation, cellular component: cell-cell junction; plasma membrane. Gene Ontology annotation, molecular function: calcium ion binding. Bases 1 to 8997 code for a protein of 2998 amino acids. Gene Ontology annotation, biological process: homophilic cell-cell adhesion. The transcript is spliced from 33 exons.